Lactuca virosa is the source of this 665-nucleotide messenger RNA. The record is from the annotation of a GenBank genome assembly. Lineage: Eukaryota; Viridiplantae; Streptophyta; Magnoliopsida; Asterales; Asteraceae.
UUUUAUUUUCACUACCUACGUUCAUUUCUCUUCUUGCCUUGCGAGCAUAGAAGAAUCACAAACACUAAAUCUAGAUCGGCGAAGCAGAUCUACCGAGUAUUUUCAGUGGUCAUGGCAAAUAACAACACCGACCAAGUGCCUCCUCGUGUGCUUGUGAAUAGGAUGUCAGACCAAGCUGUUUUUCCGACUGGAUUUAUUCUCUCAAGUUCAAAGACGCUCACCAUACCACCUAAGUGGUGGGAUCAGACACAGGUUCCCACAGACUUAAGGUUCAAUGUGCCUGUGGGAGUAUCUUUUGAGAUUGCUCCUAUACCUGAUGUAUUGCCACAAUCCAUUAAAGUUAUGGGAUGUAUUAGUCCCCUCAAAGAGGCUCCAGUUUCGGUCACUAUCGUCAAUGACUCGGGUUCAGACUUUGAAAUUAAAGCGGGCGAUCAAAUCGCACGGAUGCAUACGUUGUGUGCAAUCGAACCAGAAUUGGUUGAUGUCACCUCCAACUGAUUAAUCAACCAACGGGGAACUAUUAAUGCAUUAUGCAAUGCUAUUCAAUAGCUGCUCCUUGAUAUGUUACCUUAACAUAAUAUCCUUUCGAGUACUCACAUAAACUUUGCGUGGUUUUCUAGUAUUAUUAUGCACUUUUGAAUAAUAUAAAUAGAAUAAUGUUGGUG